Molecule: messenger RNA, 1769 nt
Organism: Serpula lacrymans var. lacrymans S7.9
Lineage: Eukaryota; Fungi; Basidiomycota; Agaricomycetes; Boletales; Serpulaceae
Exons: 8
Coding region: 58-1554 (498 amino acids)
Molecular function (GO): iron ion binding; monooxygenase activity; oxidoreductase activity, acting on paired donors, with incorporation or reduction of molecular oxygen
Source: RefSeq, a predicted model, not a curated record
UGUACUUAUUGACUGUAGCCCAGGUCGUCGUCGUUUGUUUCCAUCGCAGAUUUUCAGAUGACCCUUCUGAGCCUUUCUGUAGUGGUUCAAGCUACUGUUUCAUAUCUCGUCAUUGGUGCCGUUUGGAAGCUAUAUUUCCACCCGCUAGCAAAUUUUCCAGGUCCAAAGCUUGCAGCUUUGACGCGACUUUAUCAGGCUUAUUAUGACAUUGUCAAGGACGGCUCUCUGGUUAACCAUCUGUGGAUCUUGCACAGAAAAUACGGUCCUGUCGUAAGGAUCGGGCCUAACGAGCUUCACUUUUGCCAUCCCAAGGCGUAUGAAGAUAUAUACAGCGUCGGGUCCAAGUUCACGAAGGAUCCUCACUUCUACAGGGCGUUCGACGUUAAGCUUGCUUCGUUUGGUAUCACUGACCCUCAGCAAGCAAAGGCGCAGAGAGAGGCCCUUCGGCCCGCCUUCUCGCGUCGUCAAAUUCUGAAGUUGGAAGGACUCAUGCAGCAAAAGGUAGACACGCUGGUUGAUCGAUUACUGGCUCCUGAGCACCAUGAAAAGCCUGUAAACAUGAAGUUUGCGUUUCGCGCCACGACCAUGGAUCUCGUCACAGAUUACUGUUUCGGCCAGUCUUUCGGCCCACUCCAAUAUCCAAACUUUUCUCAUCCCCUGGUACUUAGCCUGGAAGAAUUGACUCCUAUCCUUUCCAUCUUCAAGCACUUCUACAUCUCUUCAUACCUCGUCAAAAUUCCUGACUGGAUUGCAUUAAGGCUUAAUCCAUCGUCUUCCGCAUUCAUUCACAUGCGCAGAGACAUGGAGGCAAAAAUCAGCAAACUCCUCACUAACCCGCAUAUGCUCGAGAAAGUGGACGAUCAGGAGACCAUAUAUCAUUUCCUGAUGAACCCGGAGAAGGGCCCAGCAGUCAGUGACAAAGGUCUUUUUGAAGAAGCCGGGAACCUGCUUUUCGCAGGGACUGACACUGUGUCUAAUACCUGUGUCGUCGGAACUUAUUGGAUCCUCAGGAACGUUGAUAUUCGCACAAAGUUGGUGGAGGAGCUGAGAGACGCAUGGCCAGAAAAGGAUUCAAAAGUUGGCUACGAAACACUUGAAAAGCUGCCUUACCUUACGGCUGUGAUAAAAGAAUCACUCCGCCUUUCCAUGGGCAUACCUGUUGGUUUGCCAAGGAUUGUGGGACCUCCUGGAACGACAGCGAGCAUCAUGGGUAUGAGUGUGCCGGCAGGGACAAGCGUUUCGAUGGGAGCCACUUUCAUGCAUCUCAAUGGCGACUUAUUCGACAACCCUCACGAAUUCAGGCCUGAGCGAUGGCUGCAGGGAAACGGGCACGCGCUUGAUAGCAGCUUGGUGUCGUUUUCGCGCGGGCCUCGUAGUUGUAUCGGUGUCAAUCUUGCAUGGUGUCAGCUAUAUCUUAUCUUUGCUAACUUGUUCAGGAAGACCACUCUUGAGAUAUACGACACAAGCGACGAGGACAUGAAGCCACGAAGUCAUUUCGUACUCAUGUGGCCUGGUAAACCACUGCGUGUUGUCGUAAAGGACACCACUGACUAGGACAAUGUGGACGAUAUAUUAUCCUUGUUGGGAGAUUUGUUGUAAUAACAUUUUGGGGAUAUUUAUCACCAUCCUUGCUAUCCACUACUAUUUCUGUUGACUAAAGUGUAUUUUUUCUUCACGUCAAUUAUGCUUUUUGGCCCUUUUGUACAGAUAUCGAUCGCGUCUAAUACGACGCAUCUCUAAAAGUGAACACUACAUAACUUACGCUUUUG